Messenger RNA from Scophthalmus maximus (turbot), 3497 nucleotides. RefSeq names its product protein starmaker. The transcript has 13 exons. NCBI's taxonomy places the organism in Eukaryota, Metazoa, Chordata, Actinopteri, Pleuronectiformes, Scophthalmidae. The record is from RefSeq and is a predicted model, not a curated record. Bases 230 to 2242 code for a protein of 670 amino acids.
GGGGGAAAAAAAAACUUUCGCUUUGGAACUCGCGAGCCUGCGGAACACACCUGUCGGUCUCACCUGCGCAGGUGAGCCUACUAUUAAUCCACAUCCGAGGGAAACUUACAUGACCUGCUCGAGCGAGUGUUUCGAGACCGACGACACUUCCUCCCCGCGACUGAAGUGACAGUCGAGGCGACGCGACGGAGCCGGUUUGUACCCGCGAGUCGUCCGCGUCUUCGGAGGAAUGGCUCGUCGCGACUUCCUGGCCUGCUGCGUGUUCACCGCCUGCCUCGUUUCUGGACAGCCUCCUACAUACCAUCUCCUGGGGGAGAAACUCCACCUGAUGCCAGCCGUCGCUGGUCAACAUGACAAUAUUCUGUGGACACAUAAUGGCAACAAAGUGGUGGAGUUUAAUGGCAGGGAGCAACUGGUGUACAGCCCAUAUGAAAACAGGAUCACUCUUGACUGGGCUUCCGCCGAACUAUAUAUCACAGACCUCCGAUAUGAAGACAGCGGAGGAUAUGGAUUGGAAACAUACGCGAACAAGAAGUUUCAUCAGUUUGCUUAUACAUUAGAGGUCAUAGGCAAGGUUUCCAAACCCACCAUAUCCUGUGACAUGAAUAAUGGCAGCUCUGAUACAAGUGGAGCCCAGGCAACGCUGACUUGCGCUGCAGAGCCCACACACCCUCUGUCCUUAAUGAAGUAUGAGUGGGAGUCAAGUGGAAAUGUGUCGCCCGGCCAUGAGUUAACAAUAUUUCUGGAGGAUGAACAUGAUGAUAAAAUAUACAGUUGUAUGGUGAGCAACCCUUUGACAAAUGACACGGCGACAUUCACGCCAAAGAAUUGCUACUCUGAAGAAAGUUCAUCUGUUGCACUGACUGCCAGUCUUAUCGCCAUCUUCAUUAUACUACUACUUGUGGGUUUGGGCAUAUUGUUCUGCAAACUAAAACAUAAAGCAUGUUUUGCUGAUAAUGUGGAAAAACGAGCUGCAACACAAGAUAAAGAGAUGGACCAAGAUGAUGAAUUGAAGCCUCUUUUUGACCGAGCACCCACACUUCCCUCUAAUCAGCGGCUUAGCAAUUUCUCCGAAAUUAAUAGGAAUAUGGAGCCUGAUAUCCCUGCUAACAACCACAAAGAAGACACGGCCAUAAACAUGGACACAGGAGAAGAACACAACAUGAAUGUACAAGAUGAGAUGCCACAACCAGGCACUGUCCGGAAACGUAAAGAGCAAUUUGAACGAAGGACUUUAGGCACAUGGAGAGGUUUAGAGAAGAACUCAGACACGGAUGAGAAAACUGAAUCUCCUCCUUCAUCCCCUCUGGGAAGAAAACUAUCUGUUGGUCAGGACCAGGACAAAGUCUCUGGCAACGACAAAGAUUCAGAUCCAGAUCAGCUCGGACGACCUUCAGAGAAGGCAGAUGAGACGAAACCAGCUGGUGUCUCAGAUGAUAGUGAGGACACACGGUCUGAUGUGGAAUCAUCCACUGCUCAUGAACAACCAGAAUUGGAGAAGAAGAAAGAUGAGAUGAAUCCAGAGCCUGAUAUCCCUGCUAACAACCACAAAGAAGACACGGCCAUAAACAUGGACACAAGAGAAGGUUCAGAGAAGAACUCAGGCACAGAUGAGAAAACUGAAUCUCCUCCUUCAUCCCCUCUGGGAAGAAAACUAUCUGUUGGUCAGGACCAGGACAAAGUCUCUGGCAACGACAAAAGAGAUUCAGAUCACGAUCUGUAUGGAGGACCUUCAGAGAAGGCAGAUCAGACGGACCUGGCUGAUGUCUCAGACGAUAGUGAGGACACACGGUCUGAUGUGGAAUCAUCCACUGCUCAUGAACAACCAGGUUCAGAGAACAACGCAGAGAAGGAUAAGAAAACUGAAUCUCCUCCUUCAUCCCCUCUGGGAAGAAAACUAUCUGUUGGUCAGGACCAGGACAAAGUCUCUGGCAACGACAAAGGAGAUUCAGAUGCAGAUCAGCUCGGAGGACCUUCAGAGAAGGCAGAUGAGACAAACCCGGCUGAUCUCUCAGACGAUAGUGAGGACAAACGGUCUGAUGUGGAAUCAUCCACUGCUCAUGAACAGCCAGAAGCGGAGAAGGAGAAAAAUGAAAAAGCAAAGUCUCCUCCUGCCAAAGGCAUCUCUUCUCCUGCUGCUCAGCCACGUCCACCGUUGACCCCAAAGUCUCCAGAUAUGGGAACUGAAGACACCACUGGUGAACACAAGGAAGAUGACAACUCGGAUCAGGUUAAUAGAUAAACUUCACAGAAAAGUGUCAAAGACUCUUACUCACCAGGGUCAGAGAGAAGCACUGAGUCACACCAAUCUAGUGAGGAGAAACAACCAUCCACUGCGCCAAAACAGAACAGUUCAGGAACUGCUUUAUGUGAAAAAGAUUCCGCCUUUUACAGAAAGAAACACACACAAGAGAAGACGACGAACCAGCGAGGAAGAAGCUUUCUGAAGAUGAACGUGAAUCAGGUCCUGUAAGUGACAGGGAGGACAUUGAAACAAAACAGAAUCUGUCUUCAGACAUCUCUCAGCAGCCUCAGAGCCCCACACAAAAAGAAACAUACAAAACGCUAAUAUUAAUACCUUUGAAGAGUCUCUAAACUCUGCCCACGCAGAACCAGACCACAAACUAGAAAACAAGACCAGGCAAUACUCCGAUGAGCAGGUGGACUGCAGCGCAGCAGAGGAGGAUAAAAGUGAGGAUGAAGGUAAAACCAAUGAGAAAAAUAAGGAGCAGAGUAGCCCCAAAGGAGAAGAGCCUCAGUGAGGAUAAAGAACGACACACAGAAACUGCAGUUUAUGUAAAUACACCGUAGCAGACGGCAAUGUGAUGAGAUCACUACAAAGGUGUAAAUGUGAAGUUAACAGAAUAUGGUGGACUUUCAAAUAAAAGAAGAUUCAAAGACAGAAAAACAUUCAUUUUUGGACUGACAGAAAAUUAUGGAGAGAUUUAUUUUCAGGAAGAGCAAAUGAGAGAAAAAGCAGACAGUUGUGAGGUCGAGGUCCACUGAGAGCCGACAGGUGAUUUGGGACUGUGUCUGUGUCACGACUGUGUCGAGGCACAGGUAUGGGGAAGGCCGCAAAAAAUAGAAUUGUGGAACAACUAGGACUCAUCCUAGCGUCAGAAAUCCCUCCGGAACCAUAAAAGACUUGGGAAUACUUUUAUGAUGCUGCAAAUUUUAACCCCCAUAGAUAUCAGAUCAAUAUCAUGACCAAUUCAUGAUCAGAUAUCUCUUCUCACUCAAAUGUUUUUAGAUCUCUAGAUUCAUUUGUUUGCACUGAUUAUUUAUUAAUUGUUUGUGAUUUUUUUUUUUUUUUUAAAUGAUUGUACAGCCAUGGUGCUUGGGUUUUAUUAACAUUUCUUUUGCGGGAAUUUUCGCUGAUAUUUCGGAAAACCUUAACUGCGUUGACCAGUAAACACAACGCUAAUGUAUAGUAUAUUAUAUACUGGGAAAACUGUGACUUUGAAAUGUAAAAAAGAUGAUUAAAUGAAUUUUAGUAA